Messenger RNA from Puntigrus tetrazona (Sumatra barb), 2319 nucleotides. Its product is annotated as phospholipid-transporting ATPase IA-like. The record is from RefSeq and is a predicted model, not a curated record. Gene Ontology annotation, cellular component: plasma membrane. The transcript has 11 exons. The coding region runs from base 1 to 1233 and encodes 410 amino acids. Lineage: Eukaryota; Metazoa; Chordata; Actinopteri; Cypriniformes; Cyprinidae. Gene Ontology annotation, biological process: phospholipid translocation; neuron development. Gene Ontology annotation, molecular function: ATPase-coupled intramembrane lipid carrier activity; ATP binding; ATP hydrolysis activity.
AUGGAGUACAGCAGCAUUCCUAAUCCAAACACAGAAGCAUCCUCCCACAUGUCCCGAAUCCUUACAAUAACAGCCUCUUACUGCAAGGGUACCAGGGAGACCCUCAGCCAUCACUGCGGCAUGCUGGGAGAUGCUCUGCACAAGGAGAACGACUUCGCUCUCAUCAUAGAUGGAAAGACACUGAAGUAUGCCCUCACUUUCGGGGCACGCCAGUAUUUCCUGGACUUGGCUCUUUCUUGCAAGGCUGUGAUAUGCUGCAGGGUUUCACCUCUGCAGAAGUCUGAGGUGGUGGAGAUGGUGAAAAAACAGGUGAAAGUGAUCACACUGGCCAUUGGCGAUGGAGCCAAUGAUGUGGGCAUGAUCCAGACCGCCCAUGUGGGUGUUGGCAUCUCAGGCAAUGAAGGGCUGCAGGCUGCCAACUCAUCAGACUACUCCAUUGCACAGUUUAAGUACUUGAAGAAUCUUCUGUUGGUUCACGGCGCUUGGAAUUACAACCGUGUUGCCAAGUGCAUCCUGUAUUGCUUCUACAAGAACAUUGUGCUUUACAUUAUUGAGGUAAGUCUCAUCAAACUCAUAGCACUUGCAGAAGGAAUGACAGACCACCAAGCCUUCUAUUGCAUUGACCACACUCCCUUUGACAACGGCAACAGUGUGGACUACCUGUUUGUAGGGAACAUCGUCUACACGUAUGUAGUGGUAACUGUAUGUCUGAAAGCCGGUAUGGAGACCACAGCAUGGACAAGGUUUUCUCAUCUGGCUGUAUGGGGCAGCAUGGUGCUCUGGAUGUUGUUUUUUGCCGUCUAUUCUGCAAUCUGGCCAACCAUUCCUAUAGCACCGGAUAUGUUGGGCCAGGCUGGUAGGGUGAUGCAGUGCUGGAGCUUCUGGCUGGGCCUGAUACUGGUGCCAACAGCAUGUUUACUCAAAGAUGUGGUGUGGAAUGCAGGACGGCGCACAGUGAGGAAGACUCUGCUGGAGGAGGUGCAGGAGCUGGAGGCUCGGGCUGUGGACCCUGGGGCGGCCGUCCUCAGAGAUGCCAGCGGCCGCAGUCUGAACGAGCGUGCCCAUCUGCUGACACGAGUCUUUAGGAAAACGCCUUCUAGCGUGGGACGCUCAAACUCUGUGCAGCAGACCGUGUCACAUGGAUAUGCGUUCUCGCAGGAGGAGCAUGGCGUGGUGUCGCAGUCCCAGGUUGUUCGCUCCUACGACACCACCCGUCAGCGGCCCAGUCUGUAGCUGUAGCCAUGGCGACAGCUGGUAGAGACUUUAACGACACACCUGUGCUGGGUGAUCCUGCUGUGGCCUUUAAGCUGAACUAAACUGAACUGGGCACAGCUAGCGCAACACCCGGCCGAGCUACAUAACACACCGCCUCCCGACCAGGGAGUGGAUUUACAGGAAACGGAGGGUUGGGGGUGGGCGGGCAUAUUCUCACAUGGAAACAGACAGCCGAAAUGCACUACACACGAACGGACAGGAGAAAGGAGCCAGGUAGCAUUCAGAAGAGGAUGCCAAAAGAGACAAUGGUAUCACUAUCACGAGUCACAAGACUGCUUCAUUUGGUUCGACAUGGUGCGGGUGCGUGUUUGCAUCUGCGCUUUCGUGUAUGUGAGCGUAUAUAUUGAGAAGGAUGUGCAUAUGUGCUCUUAUCCGUUGUGUGUGUGACGGUUGUGGGGCGGCUGUUGCGCUACUCUGUGUGUCUGCAUGUGCGUGUGUUUUUGUUGAGUCCUAGCGUUUGCGUCUCCAGAGAUGGGAGUUUGGCGUAUCCGUCCUCACCACGGCGAAGCAGGAGGGGAGGCCACUCUAAACAAACACAAAACAGCCACCCACAUGCAUACACUCUUUUUGGAGGAAUGCCCAUUGCUGACCUGAGAUGGGGGAGGUGUGGCUUACAGAUGCCGCAGACACACGCAUGCACCCACACGCAUGCACCGUUCCCAUCCAGCGAGGCUGCCAAAACACACAGCGAUUCCUCUGAGGCGGAACCCCCACCCUGCCGCAUGGAGCUUCCCAGCUUACCACACACACACAAAUACACCUUCUCUCGCUCUCUGUCUCACCUAAUCUUCUACUUAAUGGCGGCCUCUGUAUCUUAGAGCUCAUGUUCUCUCCGUCUGCUCUCUGUCUUUGAUUCUCUCUCUUUUUCCAGAUCGGUAAUCUCCAUGUCUCCUUGUUCUCUUGGUCUAGUUAUCCUUUCAUUCCCUCUCUGUUCCAGUCGGUGGCUGCUGUGGAUCACAGCUGUAGCUUUUGCUUUUGUCCGCUUUUACUCGACCUGUCGGGUUUCUGGACUGUUUUGUCAAAUAAACUGGACUUGUGACUCUG